UCCACCUUUCAGCUAUUUCCGAGGAAUUACAUAAUUGGAGGAGCCAAGUAGUAGAAUGACCUCUCCUGUGGACCCCAAGAUCAAACAGGCGUUGCGGAAGAAACCUUCAGAGAGGACCCAAGAGGACUUAAAUACUAUCUAUUCUUUCCUUCAUGGACUGGAUAUACUCUCACAUUUCAGGGAACAUCAACUAAGAAUAAUGUCAUCAAGUGCCCGCUAUGAAAGGUACAAGGGCAAUCAAGUUCUCUUUUGCUCAGAAACUAUUGCAAGAUGCUGGUAUAUACUGCUUUCAGGAUCUGUGCUGAUGAAGGAUUCCAUGUUUUUACCACCUUGCAGUUUUGGCAAGCAGUCUGGAGGAAAAAGGGGAUGCGAAUGUAUCAUACUGGAGCCUUCAGAAAUGAUUGUGGUUGAGAACUCCAAAGACAAUGAAGAAAAUAUCUUGCAAAGAGAAGUUCCCCUCAGGCAGUCUCGGCGAAGGUUCAGGAAGAUUAACCAGCGGGGGGAACGGCAGACCAUCACCGACAAUGUGGAUUCCAGCAGUUACCUCUCGCUUCCAGCUGAUCUUACCAAGAUGCAUCUUACAGACAAUCCUCACCCUCAGGUGACUCACGUCCCUUCGAGCCAGUCUGGAUGUAGCAUUGCCAGUGACUCUGGGAGCAGCAGCCUGUCUGAUAUUUAUCAGGCUACGGAAAGUGAGAUGGGAGAUGUUGAUUUAACAGGUCUCCCAGAAGCACCUGUUGACUCUGAAGAUGAAGAAGAAGAAGAAGAUGAAGAUAUUGACAGAACUUCAGAUCCACUUCUAGGGCGAGAUGUUGUACGAGAGUGCCUUGAGAAAGAGCCUGCAGAUAAAACAGAUGAUGAUAUUGAGCAAUUAUUGGAAUUUAUGCAUCAACUCCCUGCCUUUGCAAACAUGACUAUGUCUGUAAGAAGAGAACUUUGUUCUGUGAUGAUAUUUGAAGUGGUAGAACAAGCAGGAGCCAUCAUACUGGAAGAUGGGCAAGAACUUGAUUCUUGGUAUGUUAUUUUAAAUGGCACAGUGGAAAUCAGCUACCCUGAUGGGAAAAGCGAGAGUCUCUGCAUGGGUAAUAGUUUUGGGAUUACUCCCUCUCUGGACAAACAGUACAUGAAUGGCGUGGUUAGAACGAAAGUAGAUGAUUGUCAGUUUGUGUGUAUAGCCCAGCAAGACUACUGGAGGAUUCUGAACCAUGUGGAAAAAAACACUCAUAAAGUGGAAGAAGAAGGAGAAAUUGUUAUGGUAAAGGAACACAGGGAGCUAGAUCGCAGCGGGACCCGGAAAGGGCACAUAGUUAUCAAGGCAACACCUGAGCGACUCAUCAUGCAUUUAAUAGAAGAGCAUUCUAUUGUGGAUCCAACCUACAUAGAAGAUUUCCUUUUAACGUACAGGACGUUUCUAACAAGCCCCUUGGAAGUUGGGAAUAAACUCCUGGAGUGGUUCAAAGUGGACAGCCUCAGGGAUAAGGUUACCAGAGUGGUCUUACUUUGGGUGAACAACCAUUUUAAUGACUUUGAAGGAGAUCCUGCUAUGACUCGGUUUCUGGAAGAAUUUGAAAAAAACUUAGAAAAUACGAAAAUGAAAGGACAUCUCAGAUUGCUGAAUAUUGCUUGUGCUGCCAAAGCAAAAUGGAGACAAAUUACCCUGCAAAAACCUUCUAGAGACUCGCCGCUCUUUUUCACCCUCCUUGGAGGAAGUGACAAAGGUUUUGGUAUUUUUGUAGAGACUGUAGAAACGGGCAGUAAAGCAGCAGAAGCUGGACUUAAGCGUGGUGAUCAGAUAAUGGAAGUAAAUGGACAGAAUUUUGAGAACAUUACAUUUGUAAAAGCUCUUGAAAUCUUAAGGAACAAUACACAUCUCUCCAUUACUGUAAAAACAAACAUUUUUGUGUUCAAAGAGCUGCUUUGCCGGAUAGGACAAGAGAAGAAUGGAAUUCCACAUAUUCCCAAAAUUGCGGAAAAGAAAAACAACCGUUACUCAAUCCCAGAUAUGCCUGGAGACGUGGAACAGAUGUUUCCACGUGAAAAAGGAAACAAGAAAAUCAAAGCAAACACUGUAUCUGGUGGGAGAAACAGAAUCAGGAAAAUUUUAGACAAGACAAGGUUCAGCAUCUUGCCUCCAAAACUGUUUAGUGACGGUAGCGUGAGCCAGUCGCAGGACGACAGCAUCGUUGGGACGCGGCAGUGCAGGCACAGCCUGGCAAUCAUGCCCAUUCCUGGGACGCUCUCGUCUAGCAGCCCUGACCUGCUGCAGCCUACAACGAGCAUUCUGGAUUUCUCUAAUCCCUCAGAUAUUCCGGAUCAAGUAAUACGAGUUUUCAAAGCAGAUCAACAGAGUUGUUACAUUAUUAUCAGCAAAGACACUACAGCCAAAGAAGUUGUGAGUCACGCUGUACAUGAAUUCAACCUGACGGGAGCCCCGGAGACCUACUCGCUCUGUGAAGUGUCUGUCAGUCCUGAGGGGGUCAUAAAGCAAAGGAGGCUUCCGGAUCAGUUCUCAAAACUAGCGGACAGGAUUCAACUCAAUGGACGGUAUUACCUGAAAAACAAUAUGGAGACGGAGACGCUAUGCUCAGAUGAGGAUGCUCAAGAGUUGCUGAGAGAAAGCCAAAUUUCCCUUCUACAGCUUAGCACCAUUGAGGUUGCCACGCAGCUUUCCAUGAGAGACUUUGAAUUAUUUCGUAAUAUUGAGCCUACAGAAUACAUUGAUGACCUUUAUAAGCUGGACUCCAAAACAGGAAACGCUCGCCUAAAACAGUUUGAGGAUGUCAUAAAUCAAGAGACGUUCUGGGUUGCCAUGGAAAUUUUAGCAGAGCCCAACCAGCUCAAAAGAAUGAAGAUUAUUAAGCAUUUCAUUAAAAUUGCCCUCCACUGCCGAGAAUGCAAGAACUUCAAUUCCAUGUUUGCGGUUAUAAGUGGGUUAAAUCUAGCACCAGUAGCACGUCUCAGAGGUACUUGGGAAAAGUUACCAAGCAAGUACGAAAAACACCUCAGAGACCUUCAAGAUCUUUUUGAUCCAUCUAGAAACAUGGCGAAAUACCGCAACAUCCUUAGCAGUCAGAAUCCGCUCUUUCCUGUUGUCAAGAAGGAUAUUACAUUUCUACACGAAGGAAAUGAUUCAAAAGUGGAUGGCCUGGUCAAUUUUGAGAAACUCAGAAUGAUUGCCAAAGAAAUCCGCCAAGUCGUCAGGAUGACCUCGGCGAACAUGGAUCCAGCUGUGAUGUUCAGACAAAGGAAGAAGAGGUGGAGAAGUUUGGGGUCUCUGAGCCAGGGCAGUACAAACUCAAACAUGCUCGACGUACAGGGAGGCGCUCACAAGAAACGUGCCCGACGCAGCUCACUCCUGAAUGCCAAGAAGCUGUAUGAGGAUGCCCAGAUGGCAAGGAAGGUGAAACAGUACUUGUCCAACCUCAAUGUAGAAACAGAUGAAGAAAAGAUCCAAAUACUGUCACUUCAGUGUGAGCCUGCAUAUAGCACUUUGACAAAGAAUUUAAGUGAGAGAAGAGGGGCGAAAUCCUCAGAAAUGUCUCCAGUACCUAUGAGAUCAAUUGGCCAAACCACUAAAGCCCAUCAGCAUCAACAAAACAGAAUGAGUCAAGUACUUCAGGUUCCAUCGGUGAAUUUAUACCCUAGCAGGAAAAAGGGGCUGACGAAGGAUCAUGUCACGUUUAGUACAGGCUCCCCACAGAAGUCGUUAAGUUUGUCUGAGGAAGUAAGUACUAAGAAACAAACAGAUGACACUGUGUCUAUGGCAUCUUCUUUGCACUCCAGCCCGCCUGCUUCUCCUCAGGGCUCUCCCCGCAAAGGCUAUGCCCUCAUACCUUCCGCUAAAUCUGACAACUUCUCGGAUUCCAGUCACAGCGAGAUUUCUUCCCGCUCCAGCAUAGUGAGUAACUGCUCGGUGGACUCCAUGUCUGCAGCGCUGCAGGAUGAGAGGAGUUUGCACCAGUCUCUCCUCGUCGGGGACUCGGUGGGGGCAGAAAGGAAAGAACAUCCGCAGCCGUUAGCUGAUUACACCCAGCCUUGCCCGGGCUGGUCACUCAGCAGGCCUGCUCUGAUCAGAGGGAUGGCUUUCACAUCGUCCAUGAGCAGCGAGGAGAUCUCCCACGAACACAUCACGGUCGAGGCGGCAGACAGCGGCCGGGGAAGCUGGACUUCAUGCUCAAGUAGUUCUCACGAUAACUUCCAGACUAUCCCAAACCAGAAGAGCUGGGAUCUCCUCAAUUCUUACCGUCACACCCAGCUGGACGGACCUAUAGCUGAAGUUGAUCCCACAAACUGUUACUCUGAGGAGGCUUAUUUAUAUUCUGAAGCCUUUUCCAAAAAUAACAGGCAGUCGAAAGCCAACCUGGAAGUCGAUCAGUCUCGGCAGAGCUGGGCCUCCUCGAGCUCCCUCUCAGACACGUACGAAACAAACUAUGGGACGAUUAAGCGGAGGGGGCUGGAGAACUCUACAGCGGAGCAGCCUGAGGUUUUGGACUCUAAACCAGGCACCGAUACAACUUACAAAACUGUUACUUCAAGUACAGAAAAAGGCCUGAUAGUGUACUGUGUCACCUCACCUAAGAAGGACGAUAGGUAUAGGGAGCCACCGCCCACCCCUCCGGGAUACAUGGGGAUUUCUUUAGCGGACAUAAAGGAAGGAUCGCCCCAUCACCCACACCUAAAACCUCCAGACUAUAGUGUGGCAGUGCAGAGGUCAAAGAUGCUGCACAGUGACCUCUCUAGACUUUCGUCAGCUUCUCUCGGUAGUGACCCGAUGGCCUGUAUUUCCUCGAAGAUGCCUCAGUGGCAUAGUCGGCAGCCGUCCAGCCCCAAACUAGCAGAUAUGACUGACGCAGAUAGUGAAGAGGAUGAAGAUGAGCAAGUAUCAGCAGUGUAACCAUUGGGCUAUCCGUGUAAACCACUUCAAAACCCACGGGGCAUGGGAGGAAGGACCACAUGAUUCUGUUAGCUAACGCUAACGACUUGCUGCUACUAACCUCAGACGUCGUGUUUGCCUCUGCCAUGGACAAGAUGCGACUGGCUGGAUCAUACAGCUCUGCCUUGCUUCAGUCUGCCACAGCCUAAGAGAAGUAUUUCUGCCUGCGAAAUAGGCCACCGUUUUCAAGGAGCAGACAGACUUCUUGGGUGCUGAAACCGGUAUCACGAGAUGGACUAGUCUUAAUGCUUUUGGGAGGACCAGUCGUUGAGACCACUUGAAGCUUGGAAGCUUUCUUCUGUAUGAUACCAUGUAAUCCUUUGGUAGUUUUCCAUCAUCGUUACUUUCUACAUUAUAAAUCUAAGAGUGUUAUUUUAUGAACUCAAAAAAAAAAAAAAAUUUGAAAAUGUCAGCAAAACAGAAGGGUACUGCUGCAGUAUCUAAAAGUAAUUUAUUAAUUUAAAAAUGUUUUUGAUGGGAAUUUCCUUUAUUUGCGUCGGGAGUGCUCUGGUUGGCUAAUACAUGUUUAAUCAAUGUUGAGAGUAGGUUAGCUACAUGUAAACUGUUGUGCUCUCAAAAUAACCACGGAAAACUAGGGGCCCAUGCAAAUGGGACAUUAUCAGGUGCAGAAAUACUCGGAGUUCAGGGCGUUUGGGGAGUUAAAUACUACAUGUUAAUGGAGGAAGAAGUCUUGUACAGUGUGUCCUCAGCGGGCACUGCCACCUGCUGGUCCUCUCUUCAAAGAACAAAACCAAAGCCCACAACCCAUCAAGGUGUUCUUGGAAGUGUUUUGACCGCCAGGCAACUGAGGAAAUAAAUGGUUGGCGUUUUUCUCCCACGUGAAGUGAUCUUUUGAGCGGUGGAAGCUGGAGUGCAGCGGGAGCUGCUGGGUAAGUUUGAAGCUUCCUCAGAAGAGCUUCGACCAAUUUCUGCCCCGCAGAGUUCAGCGUGCAAAGCAUGUUGCUAGAAACCAAAACUAACUUGUAUGUUUGUGGGUUUUAAGAUCAUCCCAUGCGUUCUGGCCUUUUACCAGAGUUAACCCAGGAUUUAGUGCAAAGGUUAGCUAAAAUUAAAAAAAAAAAAAGUCAUUUACCUCCUUGCACAGGAAAAUUAAUGAAAUUGAACAUUAAAUGACAUAAUGCUUACAUAUGUGUAUAAUACAGUGUAUGGUUGAGCUCAAAACCCUAUGGUGUUCAUCUGGAAAACACAGAUGGUCUCAAAGCAUUUUAGUUUUAAGUCUUAGGUUAAAAUCCUGGUGUUGCUGAUUUCAGUGAAAGUUUUGACUUAAAGACAGUAUUAACAUGCGAUGAUCUAGGGUGAUAGGGUCAAGUCAAUUGCUUAUUUGAUUUUACGUAGCCAACCAGAGUGCACAGGGGUAAAACUGGAAAUAACCUGCAUUUUCUUUCUUUCCUCUAGCACAUGAUGCCCCAUUCUAGUGUUAAAAUUGGACAUGAAUGUGUGAAUAUGUAUUUAAACAUUUAAUUGUAAAUCUUUGUUGUGAUGUUUACAGCCUAAGCUAGGAAGAUGUUUGUCAUUUUUACAGUGCCUCAAAAAUUAUUUCUACAUCUUAAGUUGUAAAGAGCUUUAGACUUUUUUUUUGGUGUGUGUGUGUGGGGUGCAAGAUGAAUGCAGCAUUUUCUCCAAAUGGCACAAGAACCAAAACCAACCCAAAGCCUUUGAUGUGCUUUCCUCCUAUCAAAUUGGGACCGACACUAACAGGUGAAUGCGUGUGACCAAGGCUGUGUUUGCAUUCGUGACUGUGCCAGGUUCAGUACUAGUACUACCUUGCAGCUGAACCUACCCUGUGUUGAUUAUUUCUCUGAAGUCAUAAAUCCGCCAAGAGCUGCAACACUGAGAAAGGGAUGCCUAAUUCAUAAUUAGUUAGUUGGCUGUGUUAAUUUUUGGCACAAGCAUCUGAGGAGUAAAUGGUUAAAAAUCGUAUUAAAAAGCAGUUGAGGUAUUUCGUAAUAAAUGCGUUUUGCUUUCUCGAGGCCUUAAUGAAUAUGAUGAACUUGCACAGGCCUUAACGAAUAAAGAUUAAUGUAAGUGUCAAAACAAUGCAGGGCAGAGCGAUUAUUUUCAGCAUAUGUAAUGUUGAUAUUCUAACUAUUAAACUGGUAUUUUGUGGGAUAUAAAUCAAAAGUUCCAGCAAUCCCACUGUAAGCUGCUGCUUAACUUCCAAGUGUGGUGCACAACAAGCUUAAUGUCUCAUCAGAAAAUCAUGUGUUUUGUGCCAGGUGAAUUGAAUCAUAACCUUUCCAUCACCUCGGAUAUUGAAUCAUAGUUUAUUUCAGCCUCUUGAACAAAAGUAUAGGGGGUGAGGGGUUGUUAUUAACGUGACUCCUUUUCUCCCAAGAGCCUGAUAGUGCUUUCCUUGAUGUUGUAAAAUCCCCGGGACCCUGGCAGUGGCUGGACCGGGAUCCCAUCCGGCAGCCCGCGAGAGCCGUGUCUGGUAAAAUUACCCAUUGAAACCUGGUGUUUGCACAUCAACAGCAUCAGCCUGUUCUGCAGUACUUUUCAGGACACUGAAAAGUUUUUAAAGCGAGUGAAAGUCUUGCUCAUCAUGUUUUCCUAAUAUCCAAUACAGCUAGUGUAAAUAAAUCAUGCAUAAACUAUUGACAAAUGAGCUACUACUUCUGCUUCUUCGGACUUGCACAGUGUGGCUUGCCUCCGCUCGUCCCUGCUGUGAUUUUUGUUGUUGUUGUUUGUUUCUUUUUAAAUCAACCGAUCACAUUGAUCGGGGCCAAUAGCCAAAUGUAGUGUGUCUGGUAUGGAUUUGAAGAGAAUUAUCUCUUUUUUCAGUAAUUAAAAGGGAAGUAAGGCUGUGGUUAGUGCUUGUUAUACGCUGCUUUGUUGAAGUGAUGUCUUCUGGAUCACGUAUUCCUUAAUUAGUACCUGCACUGGGUUCCCUCUAAUUCCUUUCCCCUUUCCUCAUCUGACUUCUGAUGAGCAAUUAAAAUACCUAAUGUCAUGCUCUUCCACUGCCGUACCUUAAUUCGCUUGUUUUUCUACUGUUUGUUUGCUCAUGACUUGUGGGUGAAAGAUUUGUUUCAUCUAUUUGUGAUUUAUACAUAGAGUAUUUCAUUGUGCUACUUAAAUCUUAAUCUUCCAAGUAAUUCACAAAGCAGCACUGCAGUUUUGUAAACGUAAUUGCCUUCUCCAGUUACAGAAAAGGGAAAACGAGAUAAUUGAGCCUCUGAGUACUGGUUUCAUCUCCCACAUGUACAAUAUAAUGAAAGGGAAAUUUCUGCAGAUAUUUGCAGUACGCUGUCUUUGAAACGCGUACGCGUAAGAAGGGAUGGAUGCCUGCUAACGAUAGGCAACGUGAUGCUUGCUUCGGCUCAUUUGUUUUGUCUUCGUUUGCCUGAGUAAGUACCGCGCUGGUCAGCGGUGCUUAGUUGGGAGAGCAAAGGUGAGGUUCGCGGCUCAAGCCGGGCUGCGUGACCGGGGGGGAGCGGGGAGGAGCGGGGGGCACCCCGGCUCCCCCAGGGGCUGGGGCUCCCCGGGCAGCGCUGGCGGAAAGGCUCAGCGCGGCGCGGGUUGUGUUGCAAAACUUCUCUUUCCUCAUCUGUCAAGUCGCUCGAUUGCAGGCAACAGGGGAAGUGCAAAGCUGCCGUUUAGGUUCUUACAAAACGUUAGAAUUAGUUUUUGUUUGUCUGUUUUAAGCUACACUUACUACAGCCUUCCCCAAAAACAGAAGAAAAAAGGGAUACUCUCUCUUUAGAAGAGCUUUACACAUUAUAUUUUAGAGCGCUUGUAUAGAGGGUAAUCUCCCUGGGAUUCCCAGUUCAGCUUUUGCCUAUGUUGUGCUUCUUAUUGUUUUAUCUUUAUUUUUGAUAUACCUGGAAUGCAGUUUAGCUUGGUAUUAAUUAAAUUCUAAAUGUGUGAGCAUAUUGGCAAAACUGCACAGAUGUAAUGAUAUUCCAAUAGCAAUUGUACUGCACAAGUCAGUGAUUGUAAAGUAUUCUGUAACAAGCAAUGUUUGUCUCCUAUUUUUUGAUACCUCUUACACUUAUGUCUUUUAGAAAGACAGUGCCUCUGUAUGCUUUUUGUAUUUUUACUGAGUGAUUGUAAAUAUUUGUUAUAUUUUUGGUUAAGAGAAUGUUUAAAAGUACUGUUUAUUAUCCGAUCUAUUAAUAUGUUGGAAUCAAUAAACGAUCGACA
Struthio camelus australis is the source of this 9097-nucleotide messenger RNA. The record is from RefSeq and is a predicted model, not a curated record. NCBI's taxonomy places the organism in Eukaryota, Metazoa, Chordata, Aves, Struthioniformes, Struthionidae.